AGGCCGAGGACAUAAAAGCCGGACACCCGAAAGAAAUCGCGCGAGUGUUGUUGCAGAGGCGUGGGGAUGGCGGCACGUGGGCAGAGACCCGAGCACAGCGGGCCUCCGGAGCUGUUUUACGACAAGAAUGAAGCCCGGAAAUAUGUGCGCAACUCACGGAUGAUUGAUGUCCAAACCAAGAUGGCUGGGCGAGCGUUGGAGCUCCUCUGUCUGCCUGAGGGUCAACCUUGUUAUCUGUUGGAUAUUGGCUGUGGUUCUGGGCUGAGUGGAGAUUACCUCUCAGAUGAGGGGCACUACUGGGUGGGCAUUGACAUCAGCCCUGCCAUGCUGGAUGUGGCCCUGGACCGAGACACGGAGGGAGACCUGCUUCUGGGGGACAUGGGUCAGGGCAUCCCCUUCAAACCGGGCUCCUUUGAUGGUUGUAUCAGCAUUUCUGCGGUGCAGUGGCUGUGUAGUGCUAACAAGAAGUCCGACAUUCCUGCCAAGCGCCUGUACUGCUUCUUUUCUGCUCUUUACUCUGUUCUGGUCCAUGGAGCUCGGGCUGUCCUGCAGCUGUACCCUGAGAACUCAGAGCAGUUGGAGCUGAUCACGACCCAGGCCACCAGGGCCGGCUUCACUGGUGGUGUGUUGGUGGACUAUCCCAACAGCGCCAGAGCCAAGAAGUUCUACCUCUGUUUGUUUUCUGGACCUUCGACCUUUAUACCAAUGGCCCAGAACGAAGAUAAUGAGGAAGAGGAGGCCAGGGAGUCCACAUUCACGGUUGAGAGGGUCCCGUACAGGAUGGCGAGGCGGGGAGUGGUGAGGAAGAGCCGAGAGUGGGUGCUGGAGAAGAAGGAGCGCCGGCGGCGGCAGGGCAAGGAGGUCCGACCUGACACUCAGUACACCGGCCGCAAGCGCAAGCCCCGCUUCUGAGCAGGCGGCCGCGUCCAGCGGGACAGCUCGGGAACCACACAGUUGUGAGCUGAGCCAUCCAGCCCAGGCACUUGCUUCUGGAGGGUUUUCUGCGUAUUAAAGUGCCUACUUUAUCAGCUGACAAGAAUAGUGCUCUAGGAAAGUUCUAAAAAGGUUUAAAGUUCUAAAAGUAUUUUCUUCACUAAAAAAAGUUCUGAGAGCAUCCUAUUUUGUUCUAAAAGCAGUAAACCACUUUCUGUGGAA
Molecule: messenger RNA, 1155 nt
Organism: Lagenorhynchus albirostris (white-beaked dolphin)
Lineage: Eukaryota; Metazoa; Chordata; Mammalia; Artiodactyla; Delphinidae
Gene: BUD23
Product: BUD23 rRNA methyltransferase and ribosome maturation factor
Exons: 12
Coding region: 67-912 (281 amino acids)
Biological process (GO): rRNA (guanine-N7)-methylation
Cellular component (GO): nucleolus
Molecular function (GO): rRNA (guanine) methyltransferase activity
Source: RefSeq, a predicted model, not a curated record